AUGGUGAUAAAUGUUUGCCUCCCGCAAUUCAAGCCAAGAAUUCACUGCAACAAGGUAUUCCCCGCCCCCCAACAACCCUCCUUGCUCCAGGUUAAGAAAGCAGAGGGUGGAGACUUGGUUGCAGCAUCUCAGGGUCAAAGGAGUUAACAUUCUAGAGAUCAAGGAGUGCUUUGACUCAGCGGCUGCUUGCAGAACUAAAUUGACACUGCUUAUGCAUGGAGGCUUCCUUCUGCUGCCCCUGCUGCUCAUGCAUAUCCUUUCUGAGAAAAUGUGACUUAAUGACACCCGGGGUUGUCAACGUCUGCAGCAGAUCAUUCUGUGCAGUGUAACCCGCCUAAUCAAGCAGCAGGUGGUUGGGUUCUGUAAUCCUGUCACCGCACCAGCGUCACCCUGCAAACAAAAACUAGAUUCUUCCAGCUUGCCACUUUCGGCUUGGACUGGUAGGUCCACCUUGGCCCUACAAUCAUGAUCAGACAGCUGUUCCCCCACCCCUAAUAAAAUCAGUAGCUCAGCAAAAGCCUGAAGGAGAAAUAGACCCAACUAUAGCUGGCUCAGAUACUGUACUUGUUUCUGGUGGAGCUAAAAAAAAAGCGUGAAUUUGGUUGGACCGCCUCCUGUUGCAAGUCACUGGCCAGGGAAGUGACAUCAUAAUGGAAGAUCAGAAACUAGAGUACUAGCAAGACAGGUCAGUGGCCUUGCUACUUUACAGCUUGGUCAGCUGCACUCUCUUGUAGGCAGAUGUUUUAGUACUGGAGGAAAAACCAAAGCUCCCCUGUGGUGGGACCUUCAGGCUUAGAGAGAGUCUUCCCCUGAACACCACCAGAGGUUGAGGGCUACCUGGAGACAUCGGCCACUGUGAGGAGAAGGAUGAAGGAUGGUGGAGCAGAGAGGCCUUUGAUCUGAUCCAAGAGAGCUCCUUGCACGCUUUUCCUCCUCCAGUUUUUCAAGAGAAGGUUGUACGAGUGUAUCUGCUUGGGAUAUUUAAGCUGGGCAUCCCACUUUUUGAGGAGGGGGACUUGCAGAUUUAGAAUAAGGUAGCGGGGUGAUGAGAGGUUCUUUUGAAACAGAUGCCCCCCGCUUUAACUUUUUCUUCUUUCGGUGGGGUGCAAAGUGCGUCUGUGUAACUCGAGCCAAUCAGCCACAAUAAAAAGGUGGAGAGAUUAGGGGCAUGCGGUAAAGAAAGUUAAAUGUUCCACUCCCAGUUAUUUCAAUCGGAGAAUUUUAAGCAUGUGCUUUAACUCUCCUGUUGAAAUCCAUGGGAGCUUUCAUUGAGGGAGAGUCCUUUUUUGUUGCUGCUACAGGAUUCCAGUCUCUUUCUGUGUUGUUACGCCAGCAUGGCAUACAAAGACUGCGGGAAAGAUUGUCAGUCCUUUUCUUUGAGAGCCAGUGUGGUGUAGUGGUUAAGAGUGGUAGACUCGUAAUCUGGGGAACCGGGUUCACGUCUCCGCUCCUCCACAUGCAGCUGCUGGGUGAUCUUGGGCUAGUCACACUUCUCUGAAGUCUCUCAGCCCCACUCACCUCACAGAGUGUUUGUUGUGGGGGAGGAAGGGAGAGGAGAAUGUUAGCCGCUUUGAGACUCCUUCGGGUAGUGAUAAAGCGGGAUAUCAAAUCCAGACUCUUCUUCUCUUCUUCUCUACCCGUAGAUCUCCGCUGACGGAUACGAAGUAGAAAACCUGGUCUCAGAAGACCUUGCCAAACGAAACCGAGGCUUCCGCUGCGAAUACUUCAUCAAGCCCCCGGUCCACGUGACUCUCUCUUUCCCCUUCAACGUAGAAAUCUUCCGGAUUAAUAUAGACGUCUCCUCCGGCGGCUAUCAGAACAUCACUGGGCUGGAUAUUUUCACAUCUACCUCACCCAGCAAAGCCUCUUGGAGCAGUUCGGACUCUCCCUUCUCAGGUCUGGAUGCUCAGCCCCCGUUGGACAAGGAAGCUUUCACGUUGGUGGGCAAAGCGGUGCUGAAGAAUCAAAGCAAAGUGACCUUCAGCCACCGAGGCUUCCGGCCGAGGCUUCCAUUCCAUCAGCAGAUGGACACACUCUUCUCCUUCCCUGGCUCGGCAUCUCUGGACCUGUGGAACAAAGGCCCGAGCUCCCUGAGCUGCGUCUCGCACCUGAAGAUCUGCAUCACCCAUGUGGCUGGUGGCGGUCUCCCUUGCCUCAAGAAAGUGGAGGUUUGGGGCCAGCCGGCCAAAUCCUGCCCCCACGAGGUGGUGGACGACGUGCUGCGGGCCGUGCAAGGCUUUGGAGGGCAGGCUGCCGGCCUCCCGUCGCCAAUGGAGAGCGACCAGGCGCCCUUUGGCAACCCGGACAGCCAGGAGCAGAAGCUGAUGGACGCCAUCCCGGACAUUCCCGAGGAGUUCCUGGACCCGAUCACCCUGGAGGUAAUGACUCUCCCCAUGCUGCUGCCCUCGGGCAAAGUGAUCGAUCAGAGCACGCUGGAGAAGUGCAACCGGAGCGAGGCGUCCUGGGGGAGAGUGCCCAGUGACCCCUUCACGGGGGUGGCCUUCAGCCAGCACUCGCAGCCCCUGCCCCACCCCUCUCUCAAGGCGAGGAUAGACCACUUCCUGCUCCAGCACAGCAUUCCCAGCACUCGCCUCCUGGGGAGGGCUCAGGCCACGGGGACGGUGGUAGCUUCCUCCAUAGCCAUGUCUUCCCUCAAAAGGAAAAUGGACCUCGUAGAGCAGAAGCCGGGCGGCCAACGCAGCAGCACGGAGCCCUUCCGUUUCCCCGCGACAAACCUUGUUGCCACGUCUACCUCUGAGUCCCGUGCUAAAAAAAUGAAAACCGAUUGCGAUGCCAACUCUUCCCAGAUGGACUGCUCGACAGGUACUCCUCUGUCCUCUUAAUAUGCAGAAGGAGCCUGUUUGCGAACAACCUGGAUUGCUGGCGCUGCUUCAUUCAAAUCCUCUUUUUUCCUUUUAUUUUAUUUUUUAAAAAAAGCUUUAUUUGACUGUACGGGUUUAUAAUGUGACUCUUUGAAUGGCGAGUGGAUGGGGAGCAGAGCUGUGGGAGUGGGGGGGAAAUGAUUUUCCUAUGCAAACUAUAUUAUUGGAUAGUUUGCAUGGGGCAAUUUGCAUGGAUAAAUUUUCAGUUUGCAUCAGGAAAUUUUCUGGCUCCUUAGAGCAGCCUUUGUCAACCUGCUGCUCUCCAGAUGUUUUAAGUCCCAUCUGCUCCUGCCAGCACCAAGAACAUUCAGGGGGUGGUGUUGUUGUCGUCCCCAGUGUUGUGCAGGCCGGGAUGGCUUCAACUAGGGAGUCAGGCAUGCAAUUCUGCUGGUCUCAUAUUGCUGUGAGGUUCAGCCAGCAUCCUUGCCUUUUGAGUUUCAAACAUCUCUUGAGGACAUUUUUCUGUCAAUGGGCCCAUGCAGCUGUUUAAACUGAUUAACCAGUCACUUUAAUGGUUAUUUGCAUCGUUUGGGAUGGUGUUUUAAGUUGUUAACGUUGUGCACCAUUAUGAUAAGGCAGCACAGAAAUGCUUUUAUAAAUAAACAUCUGGAGGGCACCAGGUUGGCAAAGAGUGCCCUGGAGAGCGAUCUAAUUUAGCAGAUAACAGUUAAAAACCUUGAAGCUGUCCAGCUUUCCUAAUGUUGCAUUUGCAAUUGGCAUCCAUAGAUUAUUACCAAUGAAUUCACAAAAUGGUAGCAUUUUCAGCAUUGGAAAAUUAAGCACCGCUGCAGCAGGAAUAAGCUACGCCUUUGUCGCCGCAGCUGUAAGAUGGUUAGAGUGGCAUCAUGUCCAGGCCAUUUGCACAGGGAGCUGUCUUCUGUUUUGGACGCAUCCUUCCUCUUGGCUCUGCUGCAUUCUUUUGCUGGUUGAUUUUAUGACCUCCAUUACUCUUUGCCUCCUUUACUGUUUUGUUUGAGCCUUGAUAUUUCCAGGCCUGUUCAUUCUGCACGUCUCCAUUGGGCAAUAGGGAAUUCUGAUCUUAAAAGUAUCUGAGAACCUCUCUAAAAGAGUCUUUAGACCCCAUCGUUUCAAAUAUAAGAAACAAAACUGGGCAGUGUCCACUGAAUAUUUCAGUAUUUUUGUCCCUAUAGUGGUCAGGAGGUAAAAAUGCCAUAUUCCACCCCAGGUUUUCUAUUGCCCAGCUUUAGCCGUCUGUCAGCUUGUGGAUUGCCUCCUGCCUUUCUGCUUACCAUCCCACGGCAUUCCCAGACAAUCGCGUUCGUUGAGCAUUCAUCCCGAUUUGUUUGCCUGGUGGGGAGAUGACCUUGCAUCAAAAUAAAUGUCAUCUCACACUUUGCAGUUCAAUUUCCUUACUGCAAAAAAGUCCAAUUUUGGGUGGUUUGUUGCCGAAGAGCACUAAUUAGGUACAAUUGCACGCCCUAAAUUUGCUGGUGUGUGAUUGGAUGCCACUUGGAAAGAACAACAGUCUUGAAGUGCCCUCAUCUUUCCAAAAUAAUACAGUAUCAGACAGUGUGUUUUUUCUAGAAAAAUAGGUGCCGGUACAUCAAGUUGUUGCAGUAAGUGCUGCACUAUUUAAUAACAACAAAAAAAGGGUGCCAGUACUGUGCACGCUUGAAUAACCCCUGGGGAAAAUGCAUUUGUUUCAGAGAUGAGGUUACAAAAUGUGUGUCCUCCUUUUAAAAAAGAAAAAGAAAAAGAAAAAGGAUUAGCUUCAUUUUCAGAAUUUGUUUUCUAAAACAUGCAUAAGUAACUGUGAUUUUGCCACAAAGGUCAUUACAGCUUCAUGGUCUUCAGGCUUCUUCUUCCUCUUUCAAAUCAACAAGACUUGGGUUUGUGCCCCUUGCCACCCUCCAACUUAUCUGCAAGGGGGUGUUCGGAAGCUUUCACUUUUCCUUAAUGAAAAAUUGCUACAUUGUCCAGUAAAUUGUGGUCAAACAAGCCAGCAUCUUGAACUUCUGUUUGAAUUUGGCUUGUUUCAAGCUAGCCGUAGUUAAGGUCAAGUUAAGGUUGGGUUUGGAUGAUACAGCAAGCUGCGGUUACUGUUUUUUAUUCAGCUUCUGGCCUCAAGGAAGAGGAGGAAGUCCGUCAACCGAAAACUCACGGCGGCUUGUUAGCUUCGUGAUACGCCACAGCCAAAGUUUGUUGCCACAUUCGAGCAGUGGCAAGUCAGUUACUUCUGCCAAAUCUAUUUACUUUUCCUUCUUCCCUCCACUGCUUCUUGUUUACAAGUGAUUGCUCUUUGCUUCAUAAGGAGUCCAUCCCAUUUCCCCCUUAUCGCUAGGCUGUGCACAACCUCCAGACAUAGGUCAGGUCAAUGUGUGAUUUUCCUUAAGUGGGUCAAGGCAGCCUGUAUUGACCUGGGGAGAUCCAGGGCUGUCAAAAAGGGGUUUUGGGUAUUGGUCGACCACAUGCUUAAUUAGGAUUUAAAACAUUAAUUGAACAUGUGUUUGGAAGGGUGGAAAGGAGGGAAUUCAGAUCAGAGUCUCUGCCUUGACUCUUCUGCUGUGCAACUCCUUUUAUCGACCCCCUGCGCUAGCAGACAGAGAACAUUGGAUCCUAGCCGCUGGUAGGAAGAAGAGCGCUGGAAUCCUUCCAUUUUAUUUUUUAAACUUGCCUUUUUAAUCUUUUAUUGCAGCACAGCAUGAAAGACUGAAUUGCCCGUUGUUUUGCUGCCUGCUCCCUUUGUAAAUCCAGAGUGACUAUUUCCAGAUGAUGAUGAUUUUGAUUUUGCAAAUCUCUCCGCAGAUCUGCUUUCUCACGAACAGAGGCUUUCGGACAGUUUAGAUAGCGCCUUGAACUCUGCGCUCAGCUCCAUGCCGCUGUUCACAGCUAGCUUGACGAAAGGGCAGCAGCAACCACACACCGGCGGCGGCUGCCCUGGCCCGUGGAACGCGAGCAGUGGACACGGUAAAGAGGCAGCACGACACUGCAAGGUUGCUGGCCUGGGGAACGGCGGUUCUUGCCUUCCUCUUUCGGAAAGGGGUGGUGGGAGGCAAAGUUUGCAAAGCGCUCCUAAUGCUUGCUGUGUGAGGAAGAGCCCUCGGCUGCCCAGCAGCCUAGCAAGACGUGGAUUGCACAGGUGGGCAACUUGCAGCCCCAGGUCUAACUUCAAAUGCUUCCUGAAAGUAAUCACUUCAUACUGUGCUGGGCCUGGGAGUUAACCCGAGCAACGCAGUCCAGGUCCGGUCCUGAAUCCAAGGAUUCCACGAGGAGUCAGUCCAACAGGGCCAAGGCAGGAAACCAGGCAAGGUCAGGCACAGGGUAACAGGCAGGUUCCAGCAAGCAGCAAUGUUGCUCCCGCAACCUGGGGCAAGGUCCGACAGCCUUUUAUCUCUUGACGGGGUAACGGCUGGUCCUGAUCCCCCAGCGACUCACCUCCCUGUCUCACCUGAAGGCGAGCACUCCUCCUGCGAGUAUUCAGAUCUCUCCUUCUCUCAGACCUGAGUCUCUGCAGCUCAGGAGACGUCAGUGUGUUACUAGACCCAGAGGCCGCCUCAGCCUCCCCUGACCCAACCGGUAGUGGAGCAGCUGUAAGUGAUGGCCCAGCUGGAGGCAAGGAGGUCAUCCCCGCAUCUGGAGCCAGGGCAGGCUCAGGCCCCUGACUCGGCCCAGCUGGGGCUUGUUGCAGGGGAACCUGUGCAGACUGGGGCUCUUCAGAAUCAGGCGCCAGACUCUGUUCAGAUGCCGCCUGAGGCAGAGGAUCCGGUGCAGACUGAGACUCCUCCGGUUCCGAGCCCGAGUCCCAGGCCAUCACACAUAAGAACACAAGGAGAGCCUCCGGGAUCAGGCCAGUGGCACCCCUAGUCCCGCAUCUGGUCUUCACGGUGGUCACAUGGUUGCUUGUGGGAAACCGGCAAGCAGGAUUCGAGCACAAGAACAGCCCUCUCGCCUCCUGUAGUUUGCAGCUGCUGAUAUUCAGAAGGACGGCUGCCUCCAGCCUUGGAAGUAGAUUAUAGCCAUCCUGGCUAGUAGCCAUUGGUAGCCCUUCAUGAAUUUGUCUAAUUGUUUAAAGCCUAAUAAUAAUAAUAAUAAUAAUAAUAAUAAUUUAUUUAUACCCCACCCAUCUGGCUGGGCUUCCCCAGCCACUCUGGGCGGCUUUCAACAAAAUACAAUAAUGCAUCAAACAUUAAAAGCUCCCCUAAAUAGGGCUGCCUUCAGAUGUCUUCUAAAAGUCUGGUAGUUGUUGUUCUCUUUGACAUCUGGUGGGAGGGCGUUCCACAGGGUGGGUGCCACCACCGAGAAGGCCCUCCGCCUGGUUCCCUGUAACUUGGCUUCUCGCAGGGAGGGAACCACCAGAAGGCCCUCGGCACUGGACCUCAGUGUCCAGGUAGAACGGUAGGGGUGGAGACGCUCCUUCAGAUAUACUAGACUGUGACCAUGGUUGGUGGCCAUCACUCUUGCGGGUGUGAGUUUAACCACAUGCUGCAGGAAGAAGAACUUGUUGGGAUACUGCCAGGGAGACAAAGGCCAUCGUGCCCCCACGUCGUCUCCCGGUCUCCCGUGGAAACAGUAUCAGUCAAUUAGCAACACGAGCCUCGGAAAUAGCUGUCCACAUUCCAGGACUCAUGCACGCCCUUUUUGCAGAGCUUCCACAACGGAAGAUGCACCCAGGAGAGCAUAUUUACAACUUUAUUCAGCGUUGGUCAGAACAAAGGAAAAACAUGACUGCCUGCCUUCCUGCCCAGGCAACAGAGAGAAAACAAAAGCUAUAUACAAAACAGAAACUUCCUGAGAGCAGGAAGUACACAGGCUGUGACUCACAACAGCCUUCCCCUUCUUAAGGUGGAAUGGAAAUAUCCUAACAGAACUUCCUUUUGCCUGUCCUGAACCUUCCAGCAUUCUGCUGCACGGGAUGUUCUUGAGUUCUAGUAUUAUGAGAGAAGGGGUGAAACAUCUCAAGAUUGUGGCCACAGCCACAUCUUGUGGCUAUGAAUUCCACAACGAUGUGGUGUUUCUCCUGCCAAGAGAAGCCGCAUCAGAGAGCCGUUAGAGGAAGCCCUGGACCUCAUCCACCCAGGAUAUUUGUGCUCUGCAAGAUUAGCAUGCCUUAAAAGACAGGAAGCAAAUUUGGCUUAUUCACUUGUGUAGAUUUGCUGAGCACUUGCGGUCAAAUGGGCGGGACCUCAAGUCAUGUUUAUAUGUUUAAAAGAAGGUAACCAGAAAACGGUGGCCUCAGAAGUGCUCCUCAGUUCGGAGGGCGGGAAAACAAUCCUCUGAGUGGUUUUAUUGUCUAAUAUGCAUGUUGACAUUCUCCUUGAUAUAUACAGAUCCUAUGUUCUGAGUGCAUGUCUCAGGAGAGUCAGGCUGUAUUCAGAGAUGAUAGUUUCCUCCAUCCCAGAGGCUGGUGACAAUAGCAAAAUAGAUUGAAAAACAGACUGGUGGUGUAGUGUUUAGAGUGUCAGACUAGGAACCUGGGAGAGACCAGGGUUCAAAUCCCCACUCUGUGCUGAAGUUUGCUGGGUCGCCUUGGACCUGUCACUGCCUCUCAGCCUAACCUAUCUCACAGGGUUGUUGUGGGGGAUUAAGUGAGAAGGGGAUGGACGGACCAUGUAUGCCAUCCUUGAGCUCCCUGGAAGAAAAGGGGGAAUAUAAACGCAGUAACAAUAAUACAUAAUAUUUUAUCAAACUUCCCCACCCUUUCCCGACUCGCAUUGACCAGAGUUCCAAAGGCUGGGUCUUGCAAAAGGUGCUUAGGCUUCUACUUGGUGGUGUCUGCAGUGAGUGUUAGUAUUUCACACAGUCCGAUUCUGCAGAUGAGAUUGUUAUAAAUCACAGGCCUGUCUGAGAAGAGCGUGAGAAACGGAAGACACUCUUAUUUCUUCCGCUGUACAGUCAUACCUCGGGUUACUGCCGCUUCAGGUUGCGUUUUUUCGGGUUACGCACCUUCUGAAACCCGGAAGUACUGGAAUGGGUUACUUCCAGGUUUCGGCAGUCACGCAUGCGCAGAAGCGCUAAAUCACGCUUUGUGCAUGUGCAGAAGCACCAAAUCGCAACCCGCACAUACGCAGAUGCGACGCUGCGGGUUGUGAACGCUGCGGGUUGCGAAUGUGCAUCCCUCACAGAUCACGUUCGCGACCCGAGCUUCCACUGUAAUGUACUUUCACUUUUACUUCUCCUGUUUGUUCUCUCCGAGCUGGAGAGAACAGACGCCAUUAUGCCUUUGUCUGUACAUAGUGUGUAAAUAAAUAGCAGAUUAGCUCUAGGAUGCUUCAAGCUUCUUGCUGUGUAAGCUAGAAGAUUGGUGCGCAUGAUACCAGCUGGUUUAUGCUGCUGAGCGCACUGGAGAUGAGGGGAGAAUGCCUUCUCCAGAGCUGCGCAUACUGGAGGAUGCUCAGAGUUCUGGGGCCUUGCAUGCUCACCCCCAGGGCGUUUUUCCAACAGUGAGUGGGAAUUUCCAUUAUUUGCGUUUGUAUCGCUGACCGGGAGACCCCAAGGGCACUCACGUGUGCUUCCUCCUCCUUUGUUUUGCAGAGCACAGUAGGAGUGACUCGGCCCAAGGGUGUUCUUCCUGCUCCCGGACCUUCUCCGUGUACUUCAAAACGGAGCCCGUUUACCAGCUCCCUUGCGGCCACCUGGUGUGCCGCUCUUGCUUGGCUGAGAAGCAGAAGUCCUUAUCGAUACUGUGCAUGAGUUGCAAGAGGCUGGUUGCCACGCACGACAUCCUGAGGGUCCACUUCUGA
Podarcis lilfordi (Lilford's wall lizard) is the source of this 9583-nucleotide messenger RNA. The record is from the annotation of a GenBank genome assembly. Lineage: Eukaryota; Metazoa; Chordata; Lepidosauria; Squamata; Lacertidae.